Brassica napus (rape) is the source of this 2632-nucleotide messenger RNA. RefSeq names its product nucleolar complex-associated protein 2. The transcript has 11 exons. Lineage: Eukaryota; Viridiplantae; Streptophyta; Magnoliopsida; Brassicales; Brassicaceae. The record is from RefSeq and is a predicted model, not a curated record. Bases 209 to 2497 code for a protein of 762 amino acids. Gene Ontology annotation, cellular component: Noc1p-Noc2p complex; nucleolus; nucleoplasm. Gene Ontology annotation, biological process: ribosomal large subunit biogenesis.
UUUAGUUAAACCGAUUAGUCGAGUUGACGGUCAACUACAGAACCUUUCAAGUGGAGAAGAAGGUUUCCGAACUCGCAAAAAUAAAACCCUAAACCUCUUUUCGCUUCUACGGCAGCUGCUGACAACAUCUUUCUUCUCCUCCUCCUUUCUCCUUUCUUUCGCAUACAUCGAAAACGCAGGUGAUCUUCCGUGGUGGUGUAUUAAGAAAAUGGGUACCAAAGGAAUGGAUCAGAUAAGCGAGAAAAAGCGUGGAAAGAACAAGUUGAAGAAAGCAGAGGAUGUAGUAGACGGUACACCAAUGGAUGAUAUGAGCGAUAAGAAGCGUGGAAAGAACAAGUUGAAAUCCAAGAAACAAGAAGCUGAAGAGCAUGAAGAACAGCUUAAACGGCUAAAAGAAACACAAGCUGAGUUUUUUGAGUAUAUGAAAGAGCAUGAUGAGGAUCUUCUCAAGUUUGAUGCUGCUGAGUUUGAGGAUGAUGCUGAUGCUGAGACUGACUUGGAAGACACUGAGAAGCAAGGUGAUGAUGAAACCACCAACCUGGAAGUUGCAAAGAAAGCAAACGAGCGGAAGACGAUCACAGCAGCCAUGGUGGACUCAUGGUGUAAGUUAAUCAAAGAAGACGCGAAGCUAGGCGCGGUGCGUUCUAUCUUGAGAGCUUAUAGAACCGCAUGUCACUACGGUGAUGAUACCGGAGACGACCCGUCUGCAAAGUUCAGCGUUAUGUCGAGCGCUGUGUUCAACAAGAUAAUGAUAUUCGUUCUGAGUGAGAUGGAUGGGAUUCUUAGGAAGCUGUUGAGGCUUCCUGCAACUGGAGGAAUGAAGGAUACUAUCAUGGAGCUGACUAACACAAGGCCUUGGAAGAACUAUAAUCACUUGGUCAAAUCAUAUCUUGGGAACUCGCUUCACGUCCUGAACCAGAUGACUGACCAAGGGAUGAUAUCGUUUACUCUCAGGCGGUUGAAACACUCGUCAGUCUUUCUAUCUGCCUUUCCAAGCCUCCUUAGGAAAUAUAUUAAGGUUGCACUUCAUUUCUGGGGAACCGGCAGCAGCUCCAUCUCCGUUGUCUCGCUGCUUUUUCUGAGAGACUUGUGCAUACGCCUUGGAACUGACUGUGUGGAUGACUGCAUCAAGGGAAUGUACAAGGCCUAUGUGUUGAACUGCCAGUUUGUAAACGCUGUUAAGCUGCAGCAUAUCUCCUUUCUUGGUAACUGUUUCAUCGAGCUUCUCGGCACGGACAUCUCAGCUUCUUACCAGCAUGCAUUCGUCUUCAUAAGGCAACUCGCAAUGAUUCUACGUGAAGCGCUCAACACAAAAACAAAAGAAGCGUUUAGGAAAGUGUACCAGUGGAAGUUCAUCCACUGUCUUGAGCUUUGGACCGGUGCUGUUUGUUCCUACAGCUCCCAGUCUGAGCUCAGACCAGUUGCUUACCCACUGGCGCAAAUAAUCUCCGGUGUAGCACGGCUUGUUCCCACUGCUCGCUAUAUUCCACUCAGACUAAGAUGCGUUAGUAUGCUAAACCGGAUCGCUGCUUCGACCGGUACCUUUAUACCAGUCUCAAUGCUUCUUAUGGACAUGUUGGACAUGAAAGAGCUCAAUAGACCUCCCACUGGUGGUGUUGGCAAAGGUGUCGAUCUACGCACGCUACUCAAGGUGAGUAAACCGGCGGUGAAGACGAGAGCGUUUCAGGAGGCGUGUGUUUACUCUGUAGUGGAGGAGCUUGUGGAGCAUUUGACUCAGUGGAGCUAUUCGGUGGCUUUCUUUGAGCUGUCAUCUAUUCCGACCUUGAGGCUGCGUAGCUUUUACAAGUCCACUAAAGCUGAGAGGUUUAGGAAAGAGAUGAAGCAGCUCAUUAGCCAGAUUGAAGCUAACUCAGAGUUUGUCAACAAAAAGAGAGCGUGUGUUGGUUUUCAACCCAAUGAGCCUGCUGCUGCAUCAUUCCUUGAGGAUGAAAAGAAGGCAGCUGAAAGCCCUCUAUCGCAAUAUGCAGUGAUUAUCCGCCAAAGAGCGAAGCAAAGAAACGAAUCACUGGUGGAAUCAGAUGUUAUUGUGGGAGAGGACUCAGCGGUGUUUGGGAAAAACGCACCAAGCAGCGAUGAGGAAGAAGAUGAAGCAGAUAGGAACGAAAAGGGUGCUGCAGCUUUCAGUUCCUCCUGGUUACCUGGAAGUGACUCCAAAGAAAGAGAGGCAGAGGAAGAAGAAGAGAAGAAGAAACCAAAGAAACGUAAGAGGAAGAGUCAAGCAGAGAAGAAGCAAGUUGAGGAAGGUGCAGGAGAAGAUGAUGUUGUGGAAGAUUUUGUGUUCAGUUCUGAUGAAGAGGAUGAUCUGUUUGAUAUAGAAGGAGACAAAGAUGAGGAGGACGAUGUUGAUGAUGAUGCAGCAGAUGAGAUUGCAGAGCCUGAGACAAAGAAGACCUCUAAGAAGACCAAGGGCACCUAUAAGACCUGGCAUAAGAACUACAAGAAGACGAAGAAUAAGAAGAAGGCUCGAGUGGCUUAGUCUUUUUGGUGUGUACUUCGAUGUCUACAAAAAUCACUUUUUCGAAUGUCUUGCAAAACAUCAUCAAACAAAAUUUUUGGGAGAAUGGAACUAAUAUCUGAUAUUUGAAACUAAUGUAUGAUUUUUUUUUUUCUA